GAGGAGGAGCCAGAAAAAAAAGAAUACAAGUGGAAAUGUAUAAAGCUGCGGCUCUCGAGCCUCCAUGAAGCCGCCUCACCUUUGGUUCCUCUGAAGCAAACAUCAUUUACAAGCAUAACCAUGCAAGCUGUUCUACUGCUGUGCAUGCUGGGAUCAGCUGUGGUUGAAGCCAAUGUCUUUUCCUGGGGUGGACGUGGUGAGACCUUGAGAAAUGGACGUAACAUAGAAAAUGUGUGUCUUACGGACCAGGCGUCGUGUGGGUGCUGUCUGAUGCAGCAGCAAAUUCACAAGAUGGAGACGUUUUUCAAUAUGAGCCUCAGUGAGCUUGAGAAGGAGCUGACCAAGACAAAGGCUGCCCUUGACAAUGUCAGAGGCAGCCGCAGCGCGUUCUCUGUGGCGCUGAACAACGACAAUCAUUUGAACUGCUACGGUACCUUCCGCGACGACAAGCUCGUCAUCUACAAACACGUCUUCAUCAACCUCGGAGGUGGUUACAAUGUAGAGACUGGUGUCUUCACUGUUCCCCGCUCUGGUGUCUACAGUCUUGCCCUCACAGUGUACAGUGACGCUGGCUCUCCUGGGAACACCCUGGCCGCCUGUGCCAGUCUACGAGUUAAUGACAUGGUCGUGGCAGGGCCCACAGAACACAACAUGCAAGACCAAGAGGACAGUGCCACUAUUGUUAUGGCCCUCCACCUGAUGGCUGGGGACCAAGUGGCUGUCAAUUUGCCCAUUGGAUGUUUCCUCUGCGAUAACAAAAGCCACUAUAACACUUUCUCUGGCUUUCUGCUGUAUGCUACUGACUAACAUAGGAGAAAAGUUCGGUUUUCUGCUCUGUUUUUGUGCUGCGUCUGAUGUGGGCGUCUCUGCAUUUGUAAAGUGAUCUUUUGGAUAAGAGCAAACGUUUCUUUUUUCAUUAUUUUUUGCCUGUGUAAUUGAUCCAUGUCCUGACAUCUGCACAAAUGACUCAAACUAGUGUUUGCAUAUUCAAUUGUUGGGUUUCUCUUUUCUCUACUGUUACUAUGUACAGUGCCUUGAGAUAAUGUAUGUUGUGAUUUGGUGCUAUACAAAAAAAGGAAAUUGAAAUGGAUGUUGUGAAGGAGGACAUGAGGACAGUGAGACACUGUGGGGACCUAAAGGAAGAAUCCUGAAGAAGAAGAAGAAGAAGGUUCAAGUAAAUGAACAGAUGUUUAACGUUGAAUACAUGCACCAGCGCUCCUAAGAUCUGUAACCAUAUAGUAGAAAUAUUAGUAUAAUUAUGAGCAUCAUAGGGCAACUGUGAUAGAGUGGGUAAGUGUCAUGUUUACACUAGAUAUGUGUGUAAAUCAUCAAGAGAAGAAAAUCACUACACUGUAUAAUUCAAGUUUAUAUUUGUGUUCAAUAAAUAAAUAGCUACAGA
Messenger RNA from Solea solea (common sole), 1399 nucleotides. RefSeq names its product cerebellin 20 (gene cbln20). Gene Ontology annotation, molecular function: protein binding. NCBI's taxonomy places the organism in Eukaryota, Metazoa, Chordata, Actinopteri, Pleuronectiformes, Soleidae. The record is from RefSeq and is a predicted model, not a curated record. The transcript is spliced from 4 exons. The coding region runs from base 121 to 807 and encodes 228 amino acids.